Messenger RNA from Diprion similis, 3634 nucleotides. Its product is annotated as inactive tyrosine-protein kinase 7-like. Gene Ontology annotation, cellular component: plasma membrane. Gene Ontology annotation, molecular function: ATP binding; protein binding; protein kinase activity. The coding region runs from base 296 to 3583 and encodes 1095 amino acids. NCBI's taxonomy places the organism in Eukaryota, Metazoa, Arthropoda, Insecta, Hymenoptera, Diprionidae. The transcript is spliced from 9 exons. The record is from RefSeq and is a predicted model, not a curated record. Gene Ontology annotation, biological process: cell adhesion; axon guidance; protein phosphorylation.
UUUCGUUUGAGCCGGCCGGCGUCUAACCGGAUAGCCGGAUGUUGGUUCUUAAAUUUUGACUGAAACUUAUCCCGGCGUUGUGAAAAAAAAAUGACAAUUACGUGAGAAGACUAGAGAUAAGAGAGGAGAAAAGGGACGGAGAGCCCAGAAGAGCUUUCAUAGUUUUUAUCAGUUUGCGCGAUUUAAAAAUAUUAAUCAAACGCUGAUUAGAAGGGAGCAGAGUAUAUAGAAGGAAACGCGAAUCGGUUCUCGGCGCUCCGCAAACUCCGUUCGAUUACAACAAAAAACAGUGACAAUGUGGUUUUUCCUCAUUCUAAUCCAAGUCUGCAGCUUCUUCCUGGAUCCGACCGAUGCUCAAAGCAGGGAUCCUGGAUUAUCGUUUUCCGUGAGCCCCGGUGAUCACUCUGCGGCUGAAGGAACUCCGGUGAGACUGAGAUGCGAGGUCGACCCUGGGUCUGGGAAGGACGUCGUCUACUCCUGGAGCCUUGAGGGUAAGGAUCUGUCUCCAAGCCCCCGGCGACACCAGGACGGCGGUGAUCUCGUCAUUACCAGAGUCGACCGAACCUCGGACAGCGGAAGCUUCGUCUGCAAAGCAACCCACCGCCUCACCGGUCUCUUCAUCGAAAGUUCACCGGCAACAAUCAGCGUUCAAUGGAUAAGCACAGCUGACGUUCAACUGCAGCUACCAAAGUUUCCGAACCUUCUUAAACCCGGCGUCGAUGUCGAGCUCAAAUGUCACGUUGAAGGAUCGGGAGAAAUGCGCUACGAAUGGUUCAAAAACUCUGAACGUGUAUCAAAGUCGGAUCGGAUCGAGAUCAAGAAGAAGAAGCUUCACAUCCGUAAAUCAAGCACCGAUGACAACGGAGUGUAUACGUGCCAAGCGCGUAACGAGGUCGGUUCUUCACCAGUGGGAAAAAAUUUUCCACUUGUGAUACCGAGUAACGAUACAGCCACGAUAAAGACCGUGCCGCAAAAUAUAAUCGCAAAGCGUGGCGAGCCGGCGUUCUUUCAUUGCCAAUACGAAAAUGCCGACACAGUACAGUGGUUCUUUGACAACAAUGGACCCCUUGAAUCAGACGACGAGAGAAUAGUGUACGAAAAUGGUACCCUGGUGAUUCUAGCCGCGGAGCAUCGGGAUCAAGGAAUGUAUUCGUGUCACGGACCGAGAGGCGAAACUUUGCAAGUCUAUUCCGCCGAGUUGCAAAUUGCUUAUCUGAGGAACCUGUCCGUCACUUCUUUCGAACCUGCCUUAUCCAACCAACUGGCUAUAGUGGGCGAACAGCAGGAGCUGCAGAUAAGCUGUUUGGAACCAUCUGGUCUUCCACGACCCAAAGUCUACUGGAAGAACCCGAAUGGGCACAUCAUUAGCGAUUCCGGAGAGGUCAGAGUCCAGGACAACACGCUGAUAAUCAGCAAGGCACGGUUGGACGAUGAUGACGGAAAUUACACCUGCGUUGCCGAAAAUUUAGCAGGGGAAACGGCGAUGAGUGUUCAGGUCGUCGUAUCCACUCCACCGGGCUUGGUCUCCUCGCCAGAAUCAAUAACGGUUACGGAAGGAGAUCCAGCGACGUUGUCCUGUUCGUACGUUGGAAUGGAAUCGCCAAUCACGCACAUCCGGUGGCUGAAAGACGGUGAACCACUACGAGAAAGCGGAGGUCCAGUGAGGCACCGAGUGUCUGACAACCGAGGGAACGUAACUCUUUUCUUAACAAGCGUCGACUUAUCAGACAAGGGUAGCUACAAAUGCGAGAUAUUCACCAAGGGUUUUCCAUCGAUAUUUUCCGAGCAUGCCGAGCUCGUGGUUAAGGAGAAGCUAAAGUUCUCAUCCCUCUACAACGAACGACUCGAACUCGGCUCGACGAGCAAGGUUUACUGCAAAGCACACGGCGCCACUGAACCCACUGUUAAGUGGAUAAAAGAAGGAUACGGUACUGAGUUCCCCCCACAUGUUCAAGACGUAAACGGUACCUUGCACUUCAACGGCGUUGUCGAGGAUGACAAAGGGAGAUACACGUGCUUGGCGACAAACAGUCAGGGAUCCAUAAAUCACACCAUCACCAUCGACGUUGUCAUUGCUCCCAAGUUCACCGUUCAACCCCAAAAUCUGACAGAGGCUAUCGAGGGUCACUCCGUACUGAUUGACUGCUCCGCCGAGGGAGAUCCGAAGCCAAAAAUUCAGUGGAUGAAAAAUUUGAAAUCGAACGAUUUGGAAAGCCCUCGUUUUCAGGUACUUCAAAAUGGAAGUCUCUACAUUCGUGAAGUUUAUCUCACAGACGAGGGGAGCUACGGUUGCAUCGCCGGAAACAGCGGGGGACUGAGAACGAAAGAAGUUCAGCUAAUCGUUCGACCCGGAGAUGGCUACCGUUCAGAUAUGGACAUGAAUAACGAAGAGGAUGAAUCAAUGAUGGGAAGAACAGUGAUUAUAACGCUGGGUGCAGCAGCAGCAUACAUGGUUUUGGUGGUCGGGUUGAUGCUGUACUGUCGAUACAGAAGAAAACGCAGGAAGCAGCAAUACUUGCAAGAGCAAGCCGAAGAAAAACUGGAGAACGGAGAAGUGCAUGAUGAGCAAACGGAGCUGAACGAAACGAACCACAAAACAUCGUCAGCCAAGAAGAAUGAAAACCGAGAUUCCCAUCGAAGUGACGGUGCGGACACAGCGCAAAGCCAGAGCAGCAACCACUCUAAGAAGUCGAAGUCAAGCUACGACAAGAUCGCGGUGUCCCGAAGUAACCUCAAGGAUCAAAAACCGUUGGGGCGCGGUGAGUUCGGAGACGUAUUUCGUUCAAAGUACCAGGUCGAAGGAGAGAAGGAGAACCUGGUGAUGAUAAAGAGCCUGACAAACACAAAGGACGAGAACGCGCUGCAGGAGUUCAAGCGGGAACUCGAUCUUCUGUACAAACUGAGCCACGAAAACGUUGCGAGACUCAUUGGUCUGUGCAGAGAAGAGGAACCGCACUACAUGCUCCUCGAGUACACGGACUGGGGUGACCUCAAGCAGUUCUUGAUCGCCUCGCGGAAGGACAGCGCGUCCAGCCCGAGUCACGACGCGAAAAAGCGGGUCCCCCAGCUCUCGGUUGCCCAGAUAUUGUCCCUUUCGAUCCAGGCAGCCAAAGGGCUGAAACACCUCGCGGACAACCGUCUCGUCCAUAAGGACAUAGCCGCAAGGAACUGCCUGAUAUCGAGUAAUUUUUCGAUCAAGAUAUCGUUCCCUUGCAUGACAAAGGAGCCCUACCAUCAGGAGUACACGAAAUAUCGUAACCGGGUCAUCCCUCUUAGGUGGCUUCCCUACGAGGCGGUUUACGAGGACGAGUACUCGACGAAGAGCGACGUCUACUCGUUCUCGUGCCUCGUAUGGGAGAUGUUCCACCAGGGUGAGCUGCCCUUCAACAAGCUCAACGACGACUCCGUACUUGCACAGCUUAAAACUGAGAAACUCGGUUGGAAGGCCCACAAGGCUGCGCCUCCAGCCCUUCAGGAGCUUCAGGCAACCUGCUGGGCCAACGAUCCCAGGGAACGUCCUACCUUCGACGAUGUUGUUAUUAAAUUAGGCGAAAUUGUUGUAGAUAGCUGCCUUUCUACGUAGGCUAUUUUAGUUUAUUUUUUGUCUUUUUUUUUUCUUAUUUCGACACAUAUA